Pimephales promelas (fathead minnow) is the source of this 1279-nucleotide messenger RNA. RefSeq names its product growth arrest and DNA damage inducible beta a (gene gadd45ba). The record is from RefSeq and is a predicted model, not a curated record. Gene Ontology annotation, cellular component: nucleus; cytoplasm. NCBI's taxonomy places the organism in Eukaryota, Metazoa, Chordata, Actinopteri, Cypriniformes, Leuciscidae. Gene Ontology annotation, biological process: regulation of cell cycle.
UCGGCAGAAACUAAUUCUGAGACAGCAAAGGAAUACUAUAACUCCAAGUGACAGGCUAUCUGGAUUAUACCUUUGGACAGCACACUUUGACUGGAUUUUAAGAUCUCCUGGUGACUUGUGGAUUAUUAUUUGAAGCAAAAUGACCCUGGAAGAACUCGUUGGAUGCAACAUAACUGAUAAAAAAAUGGACACAGUAAACCAAGCUUUGGAAGAGCUGCUGGUAGCAGCACAGAGACAAGACUGUCUAACAGUCGGCGUUUACGAGUCUGCAAAGCUAAUGAAUGUAGACCCAGAUUGUGUCGUGCUAUGCGUUCUGGCCACCGAUGAGGAGGACCAGGACGAUAUUGCGCUGCAAAUUCACUUCACGCUCAUUCAGGCGUUCUGCUGCGACAACGACAUUAACAUCCUGCGCGUGUCUGGUCUGAGGCGCCUCGCGCAGGUGCUCGACGAGCCGGCCACCGUUGACAACAGCGAGCCCAGAGACUUCCACUGCAUCCUAGUCACUAACUCUCAAUGCCAACCACUCAAAUGCCAGGCGUUGAAGGACGUGGGCAACUACUGUGAAGAGAGCCGUUGCAAAAAUCAAUGGAUUCCUUAUCUGUCCCUGCAAGAACGUUGAACGAGUCGUGAUGCUAUUGCUGCAAGGAAAGGAUGAAAGAGUCAUUCUCUGUGAAUGAAAGCAAAAGGGCUCUGCACUAGCCGCCGUUGACUGCUCUUCUGCGUCACUUGAAGGGGCUGUGAGAGAGAGAAAGCGGAGCUCUUGGAACUGUGCGCCCGGUACAUGAUUCCCCCCUGCCCCUCCAGCUUGUCGUGUCCUCCGUGGGAAAAGGAAAAAGUGGUCGCUUUGGUAGCGGAGGAACAAGGUGUGGGAAAGGCUACAAGCUGUGCUGGAGAACUCGCACGCAGGCGGCGUGGGCUCGCGCGCGCGCGCCCCCGGUUUCAUAAUGUGCAAUGGGUUGGAAAGAGAUGAGUGUACGUCACUAUCGCUGACUGCGGGACGAACAUUUUGAAAUGUUGAGUGAAUCAUCUGUGUAUUAGCCGGGCACGAUUAACUAUGAACUGCAGUAGCAUUUAUGUCAAGCUACACAUGGACUGCAAUCGCUUCUGUUAGACUGCACUGAGAGGUGGAACAACAUGAAUUCUGCCGAGUUGCAUACAUGCAUACAUACUAUGAAUUGUUUUAGGUUAAGUUAUUUCCAGUAAUUUAAACAGAGUAAUAUAUGUAUUGCUUCCCUUGUCAAAUGCAACAUUGUUUCAAUAAAUUAUUGUUUGAGACUUA